AUGUCCUUUAGCUUUUUCAUAGCGCACGACAAAGUACAAACCAGAAAAACAAUGGCUAAAACAUCAACGUUUCUUUCUCCCGUUUUUGUUGUUCUUCUUUCACUCCAAUUCCUGAAUCUUUCCGUCACAUCGGGCGCUUCAGAUUCAGUCUACGAAACGUUUCUGCGAUGCUUAAAAAACCAGACAAACUCCACAGAUGAACUCUCCAAGAUAGUCUUCGCCCAAACAAAUCCGUCCUAUACUUCAGUUUUACAGGCGUAUAUUCGAAACGCUCGUUUCAAUGACUCCGAAACGCUGAAGCCUUUAAUCAUCGUAACUCCAUUACAGGAAUCCCAUGUUCAAGCUGCCGUGAUUUGCUCCAAACAAGUUGGUUAUCAGCUUAAAAUCCGAAGCGGCGGCCAUGACUAUGAGGGCAUAUCGUAUAUUUCUGAAAACCCUUUUUUUAUUCUCGACAUGUUUAAUUUACGAUCAGUAAAUAUUGACUUGAAGGACGAGUCUGCAUGGAUUGAAGCGGGCGCUACGUUGGGUGAAGUUUAUUUCAGGAUUUGGGAGAAAAGUAAAGUGCAUGGCUUUCCCGCCGGCAUUUGCCCCACUGUUGGCGUCGGUGGGCAUUUGAGCGGCGGAGGUUACGGCAACAUGCUGCGGAAGUUUGGUUUGUCAACUGAUAAUGUUGUUGAUGCUAAGAUUGUUGACGUCAAGGGGAGAAUUCUUGAUCGUAAAGCGAUGGGAGAGGAUCUUUUUUGGGCGCUUCGAGGAGGUGGGGGAGCAAGUUUUGGCGUUGUGUUAUCGUAUAAGAUCAAGUUGGUUCCUGUUCCUGAAACGGUUACCGUUUUCAGAGUUGAGAGACUUCUGCAAGAGAAUGCGACGGAUGUGGUGUAUAAAUGGCAGCUUGUGGCGCCGGCGACGGAUACGAAUUUGUUCAUGAGAAUGCUUCUGCAGCCGGUGACGAGGAACAAGACGUUGACGGUAAGAGCAUCGGUUUUGGCAUUGUAUUUAGGCGGGGCGGACAGUCUUGUGGCUCUCUUAGGGAAGGAUUUUCCUGAAUUGGGGCUGAAGAAAGAAAAUUGUAUGGAGAUGAGUUGGAUUGAAUCGGUUCUUUGGUGGGGUGAUUUCGAUAAUGGGACUAAACCUGAUGCGUUGCUUGAUAGAAAUCUCAACCAGGCGGAUUUCUUGAAGAGGAAAUCGGAUUAUGUUCAGAAACCAAUUCCGAAAUUUUCCCUCAAUUUGCUGUGGAAAACUAUGAUGGAAUUGGGAAAAAUUGGAUUGGUUUUCAAUCCUUAUGGAGGGAGAAUGGAUGAAAUUCCGGCGUCGGAGACGGCGAUGCCACACAGAGCUGGGAACUUGUUCAAAAUUCAGUACUCGGUGAGUUGGGAUGAACCUAGUGUUGAGCUUGAAAAGAACUACACAUCUCAGGCGAGAAGUCUUUACAGUUUCAUGACUCCAUUUGUGUCAAAAGAUCCGAGGAGUGCUUAUUUGAACUAUAGAGAUCUUGAUAUUGGGAUCAACCAUCAUGGUAAAGAGAGUUACAAUGAAGGUGAAGUGUACGGGAUGAAGUAUUUUAAUGGAAAUUAUGAGAGAUUGGUGAAGGUGAAGACAAUGUUUGAUCCUGAAAAUUUCUUCAGAAAUGAGCAGAGCAUCCCUCCUAAACCUACCAAGUAAGGAAUAGAAAAGUCACUCAACUAUAUAGAAUAAUUGUGAGGUUAUUACAUAUUCAUUGCAUUUAUUUGCUUCUCGAUAUGAUAUGUAAGGUGAUUAUUGAUUCAUACAUGAUAAUCAAAUCUUUAUUACACAUCAAUAAACUGCAAUAAACACUAUUGUCUUCAUAUUA
Messenger RNA from Pistacia vera, 1828 nucleotides. RefSeq names its product berberine bridge enzyme-like 21. The coding region runs from base 1 to 1659 and encodes 552 amino acids. The record is from RefSeq and is a predicted model, not a curated record. Gene Ontology annotation, molecular function: oxidoreductase activity; FAD binding. Lineage: Eukaryota; Viridiplantae; Streptophyta; Magnoliopsida; Sapindales; Anacardiaceae. The transcript has a single exon.